AUGUGCAAGCACGGACGUUCUUGCAUAUCUUGGGCAUUCGAUAAACAUAGAGAGCGACCGGAAGAAGAACUAAACAAGAACGAAGAGGCCGCUUUCGUGCCCUCAGAGGAAGCCACAGACCACCUGACGGACCUAGAGCCCCGAGCCCACCUUUCGAUUCGACCGUUCUCUCAGUGCUCUGUUACGAGCAGAGACGUGGACUGA
This is a messenger RNA of Strongylus vulgaris, 204 nucleotides long. The record is from the annotation of a GenBank genome assembly. Lineage: Eukaryota; Metazoa; Nematoda; Chromadorea; Rhabditida; Strongylidae.